AUGGAUAUCAGAGCUAACAUAAAGUUAUGUGAUAAGACUAAACAAAAAGUAAAAGUGAUGGGAAACCAAGACGGUACAAUAUCUCUGAAAUACCAAUGUAAAGUAUUAGGAAAACAUGAAUUAUCAGUUUGUAUAGGUAACAAGUCUAUUGAAGGCUCACCAGCUGUAAUUAAUGUCAUUCUUAAUAAGGGUUUAUUAUGUAAAUAUGGUAUGCCUGGUUCUGGGAGGGGUCAGUUCAGUACACCAGAAGGUGUUUGUGUGGGUAAGAAUGGGGUAACUGCUGUAUGUGAUAAAGGUAACAGUAGAGUUCAACUGUUUUCUUUAAAUGACAGUCAACAUCAAUGUGUAUUACAAUUCACUGAUUUCACAUCCCAGUUUUACCCAAGGUAUGUAGCUAUAUCAAAAGAAGGUUAUUACUUCAUAGCAGAUAAUAGAAACAAACAGGUUGUUGUAUGUGAUGAAAACAGUAAGAUAAUUAGAUGCUUUGGGGAUCAGGAAUUGACAUCCCCUAUGGGUAUUGCUAUUAGUCCUGUGAAUGACAGAGUGUAUGUAAGUGAUCACUCCUCCUAUUGUAUUAGAAUAUACACUCUAGAUGGAGAGUAUAUCAAAUCAUUUGGUACUUACGGUAGUGGGAAAUGUGAGUUUAACUUUCCACUGGGAAUCACAGUUGAUAACAAGGGCAAUGUCAUAGUGGCUGAACACAGCAACCACCGUAUCCAGGUGUGUAAUCCCGAUGGUGUCUUCUUAUUCAGUUUUGGCAGUCGGGGGAGUGGUAAUAAUCAGUUUUCAAACCCGCGUGAUGUUGCUUGUGAUGAUGAUUGCAAUAUAUACGUUUGUGAUUAUAAUAAUAACAGAGUUAUGAAGUAUGAUUCACAUGGUGUAUUUGUAUCACGUAUUGAUAGUGUCCAGGAUGGACUGACACAACCUGCAGGUAUCUAUGUCACUGAUGAUAAGCCAUUUGGUAAGAUUGUGGUAGCUGAUCAGGGAAAUAACUGUAUUAAAGUAUUUGCACAAUGA
Messenger RNA from Saccoglossus kowalevskii, 1017 nucleotides. RefSeq names its product E3 ubiquitin-protein ligase TRIM71-like. The record is from RefSeq and is a predicted model, not a curated record. NCBI's taxonomy places the organism in Eukaryota, Metazoa, Hemichordata, Enteropneusta, Harrimaniidae.